Molecule: messenger RNA, 1680 nt
Organism: Arachis ipaensis
Lineage: Eukaryota; Viridiplantae; Streptophyta; Magnoliopsida; Fabales; Fabaceae
Source: RefSeq, a predicted model, not a curated record
AUUUUCGAAUGGAGUUCUCUUCGGUUCAGAAUUUAAGCUUACACAUUAUGCCAAUAGUUUUGUUAAUUAUAACUUGUGAGUAUGCGAUUUCAGUUAAUAUCUUCAGCGUUUCAGAGAUGCCGAUUGUCUGAGCAGAUUUGCAGACUCUCGGUGAUUCUCUCUCGAUCUUCGUCUUCCUCUCUUCGAGUCUCAAAAUUUUUGUGAGUAGUCUCUGAUACUGGAAAUGGAAGCUGCUUAGAGGAAUUUCAAGGUUUGAGGUUUUCUUCCAACGAUGAUGCUGACAACUGGGAUGGAAUGCUUUCUAUAAAAACCACGAGUAUUAGUGAUACUGAGAUACAUAACUACACGAUAAACUUGAAAGCAAGUGAUUCUUCCAAAAUAACUAGGCUAACUUCAAACACAAAAAAUGGUGCAAGAUUCAGUGGCAGUGAAGUAUGUCUUUCAUCUUUUGUUAGCAUUGAUCUCUUAGUGGCUGAGAUUCAUCAGUUUUUAGAGAAGAUGAUGAUUUUAAGUAUUCCUAACGUUGCAACUCAUUUGGUGGCAGAAGAUUGUGAUGUACCUGGAUCAAGAUAUGAAAAGGUGUUUCUUGCAAAUGAGGACAAGGAAUUACCAAUCUCAGCUUCAAAUCUUGAUCUUCUUAAGUCAGGCCUUGAACAUUAUGUACUAAGGCAUGGAAAUACCUUAAGUAACAAGUGCCACUAUUGCUUUCCAAAUUGGGAGCAGCUCAAAGUUGGGAGUGGAGUAGCUUGCAGCAUUGAAAACCAUCAGCAUAAUGAACUGGUGAUGGAGGCAGUCAUAAUAAUAAGUAACAUGCCAGUAGACAACACUGAGUGCUUCAGGAAGUAUGGUGAUAAAACAGAGGUUUUCUAUUUCAAGGACUUUUCCCCUGGUACAGUCUCUAAGUCACUUAUGAAGACAUUGAAAGGCAUUGACUGGAAAAGCUAUGGUUUGAAACUAGGGGGGAUAGUGCAGCAAGAUCGUCUUGCUUUACUAGAAUGGGAAAACUUGACUAGAGAUACUCACGUUGAUAUUGUGCUUCACUCGUACAAUAAACAGACUGUGAUACCGGGCCCAAGAAAGAUUACUCAUACUGAGAGAAAUCUUGUUAAAAGAGCUGUUAAACUUUCCCUCGAUGACUUGAAGGAGAAGCAUGCAGGAGUUCUUUUAAGUUCACAUGCAGUUCAGGUUCGAAGUUAUGCCCCGGAUCUUGCAAAAACAAUUGCUGGGCUGAUCUUGUCUUCCAGUGACUUAAAUUUCCAGGAAGAAUGCUUUUCUCUGCUUGGAUUACAGUCACAAGUAGUUGGAACUGAAAAUAUGGAGAAUUGUAUUAGAGAGAGGAUAGUUUCAGUUAUAGAGAUGAACGACAAGAAGCCCCACAAAAACAAAGUUGCACCCUCCCUUUUUGUGGAUGAUCGUGCCCAGGAAUUGGAGUUUGAAGAAAACGACAUGGAAGAAGGUGAAGAUGAUUUGGACUUGCAAUUGUUCUGAGGUUGUAAAAUAGAACUGUGUACCAGAAGUUUCAUCAACGGGACAAUUAGAGUACGGUUUUUCUAUUUUUCGAUUGAAUAGAAGAUAAAACAGAAGGUACUGCUGAACACAAAUUCAUAACAGAUUUAAUAUACAUGUUGAAAAGCUUAAAACGAAGAUAGAAUCUUCGAAUAAAUUGAUUCACUCCUUUAA